Messenger RNA from Saprolegnia diclina VS20, 4172 nucleotides. RefSeq lists its product as hypothetical. NCBI's taxonomy places the organism in Eukaryota, Oomycota, Saprolegniomycetes, Saprolegniales, Saprolegniaceae. The transcript is spliced from 11 exons. Bases 14 to 4150 code for a protein of 1378 amino acids. The record is from RefSeq and is a predicted model, not a curated record. Gene Ontology annotation, molecular function: ATP-dependent chromatin remodeler activity; ATP binding.
CUUGCAGUUGACGAUGGUCCGUCGGAAGCAAGCGCGGCCAAGGGGCCCGAGACAUGGAGACGACGACGCGCCCGCGAAAGCCUUGUCGUAUGCUGGCUGGCCGCGCGCUGCGAAGAAGCGCCGCCUGGCGACGAUGCCCAUCCGCGUCGACGUGCCGAUGCACUCGGCACCGAGCGACCUCUGCAUCCAUGUUGCAGUGCCACCGAGCAGCAAUGUCCCGGGCCGCGACGCAACAGCGGACCACAGCGCUACGUAUCGCCUCAGCCUCGUGCAAAGUGAUGCGCGAAACGGCGUGUACGACACGGUGUGUCUUGGCGAUGGCGAGCUGGUCGAGACAACGGCCGUGGGCCUCUCGCCGCCGAUCCUCACGGCGCUUGCCCACGUCGCAGCCGCCAACUACGUUUCGGUCGUCGUUUCGAUGCACCCUACAGUGCUGCACAUGUACGUGCACAUGGACGCCUACGCGACGCGCAAGCAGGCGGUGAUGGUUCAGCACAUGCGUCGCUUCAUGGCCUGGCUCCUCCUCGCAUCGAGAGACGAAUGGUCGUACCCAUACCUCUCCGAGCUCGAGGCCAUGACGACAUUCGCCGCUCCGCCGCUGAUACACCCGUCGCAGCUACUCGAGCAUAUCGUGCCAUGCCCGUUCUCGGCGGCGGGCGACGCCUAUGUCCCGAGUCCGUAUCUCCUUCCGACGCUGCGCCGAUACCAGCGCGCCGCCGUCGCAUGGAUGCUGGAGCGCGAAGCUGGCGCCGAUCCCAAUGGUGCGCUUGCUACGUUGCAGACGACGUAUGCCACGCACCUCGGGACCUCGAUGGCGUACGACCCCUUCGCAGCCGCGUUCGUCACGCCGGGCACAGCACCGACUACCUUCGUGCACGGCGGCGUCCUUGCCGAUGAAAUGGGCUUGGGCAAGACGCUGCAAGUGCUCGCGUGCAUCUUGUCGCACCCGUGCUUGAUGCCACUGACCGUGUUGGCGGCGGCGCCACCACGCGCGUGGCCGAGUAAUGACGUGAGCUGCGUGUGCAACUCGAGCGCGAUGCACAGCGCGGGAUUUGUCCGCUGCACAUUGUGUGGCAUUCUCCAGCACCGCAUCUGCACUGGCGCGGACGCUGACGAGACGUUCCACUGCGAAGCGUGCUUGCGCGUCGCCCAGCCGCUCUGGCACACCAAGACGACUCUGAUCGUGUCGCCCCAGUCGAUCCACAAGCAGUGGGAGGCCGAGGUGCUCCGGCACACGACGCCUGGCGCCGUCACCAUCUACUGCUAUAGCGGCAUCAAGGCCAUGCGGGCGCGUCUUCGUGGACCGUCGUCCGAGUGGCAGUACUGCCGGGCACCGGUCCUCGCUGCGUUUGACCUUGUCUUGGCCACGUACGAAGCGCUGCGCGAUGACGUGCACUACAUUCGGAACGCCGACGCCCGACGUUUGCGCCAGGCCAAGCACUACCGCAUCGCGGCGAGUCCGCUCACGCAUCUCUGCUUUUGGCGCGUCUGCCUCGACGAAGCACAGCUCGUCGAGAGCCAGCAAACGCAAGCGGCCGUGAUGGCGUCGCAUCUCUCAAUGCAGCACCGGUGGUGGGUCACCGGCACGCCCUUUGGCAAGAGCAUGGCCGACGUGCACGCGACGUUUGCCUUUCUGCGCGUCCCGCCUUUGGACGCCAAGGAGAUUUGGCGCCAGCUGACGCCGCAUGACCGCCUCGUGAACGCGCUCCAGGCGCUCGUUUGGCGCAACCGCAAGUGCAAUGUCGACGAUCAGAUCGUAUUGCCGCCGCAGACGACGCGAUUCCACUGGCUGGAGCUCUCGAGCAUCGAGGCGCACUUCUACGAGACACAGCACGCCGCAUGCACCCAGAGCUACGCGGUCGGCGACGAUGUGACACCCGGUAUGCUCCAGACCCUCUUGCGCUUGCGCCAAGCCUGCUGCCACCCGCAACUCGGCGCGCACGGCAUCCGCAUGCUCCAGUCGGGCGGGCGUGUGCUCACCAUGGACGAGAUUCUGGACGAAAUGCUCCUUUACGCAACGCGGGCUUGCGAAGACGCGCAGCGGCUCUGGAUCGCUGCGACCAACGGCCUCGCCGGCAUCGACGCCAUUGAGCACGACGCGGGUGCCGCCAUUGCGCGCUACUGCGACGCGAUAGCUCUUGUGCAAAUCCACUGGAAGGACUUUCGGGCGGACGUGCUGCCGCGACUGCACAUGGCCGUCAACCUCGAGCGACGGCUCGUCGAUUUGGUGCCUGCAGCAUCGCCGACUGCCGAUGCGUCCGUGUCUCCGUGCAUCAACGCCAAGGACGAGCACGGCCUUCCUUCGCUUGCUUCGCUGCAGGCGUGCAUGCGCCCAGAGCGGCGCGAAGACGAUGGGGUGCUGGCGUGUCUUGAGGCGAAUCCGUCAGUCGUGUCUGCAACAGCAACGGCGCUGGCUGCGUCGGCACGCCAACUGGAGCACUACUACUUGAGCACAGCGACGGCGCAGCACGACGCUGCCCAGCACAAGUACAUGCAGGCACAUGGCAACGUCGACGCGCGUCGCUUCUCGGCGGCACCGCUGGCGACCAUUUCAAACGCGCGACUGGACCGGCUUUGCGCCUCGUGGCUGGGGCGUUCGGACGGCUACCAACGAUUUGCGCGCAAGUUUACGUCGACCGCCGGGCUCGUCAUUGUCGCGUCGUCGGCGCUCGAAGACUUUGCGAGACGCCGUACUGAGAUGCACGACGCGCUGGUCCACCUCAGUGCCGCCACGCCAUCCCCACGUGACGUGGCACGCUCCGGCAACUGCCAACGCUGUCGGCAAGACCGGUACGGCCCCGUGUGCGACCACUGCAAACUGCAGCCGUCGCUCGAUUCGCUGCAGGCAACGCUCGUAGACGACGGCGACAUGGCCGUGCUCUUGCAGGUGCUCGACGAGAUGCAGCAUCAUGACAACAGCCUGCUCUCUGCUGUCCGCAAGGAAGUGGCGUGCGCCGCCAAGCUCUGGCAAGCGCAGCAUGCGCGGCUUGGCGGUCUCGACGAACUCGCCAUGGCCAAGACCACCAUGACACUGUCGACCAACGCCAACCACGGGACGGUAUCCACACCGUCCGCUGCGAUCAACGAGCUCCACGCGUACGAGCUGCCCGGAAGGCGGGUGACGCUCGAUGUGGAGCGCGCCGACGCCCACGCGACGCUACGUACUGCGCUCAGUCAGCUCCGGUACCUUCGACACCUGCAACAGCACCGCGUGACGUCGUCCUCGCGCCGCGACGACUGCGUCGUGUGCCACGAGGAGCUUCCGAUCGAGCACGCCAUGUGGUCGUGUGCUCACGUCUUGUGUCGUUCGUGCACGCAAGCGAUGAUGCGGCCGGCGCGACGCGCGCUCUGUCCGACCUGCCGCUGCCCCAGCACCGCUGCGUCGAUUCAACUGGUUCGAGACGAGCCGCUGCGCAUCGGACCCGAGUGCGGUACCAAGGUCGACAGCAUCGUCCGCUGCAUCCGUAGUCUGGGCGACGUGCGCGUACUUCUCUUUUCCCAGUGGCCGUCCAUGCUGCGCAUUCUCUCGACAGCCUUGCAGGAGGCCGGCGUCCACUGCCUUUACCCCGAGACUAAGAAGGACUUUGAGAAGGAACUGCAAGCGUUCAAGGCAUCGACGACGUCGGCGUGUGUGCUCGCAUUGCCUUUUCGACACGGCGCCAACGGCCUCAACCUCGUCGAGGCGUCGCACGUCGUCUUGGUCGAGCCGCUUCUGAACGGGUCGGUGGAGCGGCAGGCCAUUAACCGCGUCCAUCGUCUCGGGCAGGAAAAGCCGACAACUGUUCACCGCUUCAUUGUGCAGCACUCGAUUGAGGAAGGGAUUUUGGCGCUGCAGGCCCGCGACGCCAACACGCCGCUGCACGCAACCGAGGUGGUCUCGGCAACCGACUGGCGCCUCCUUCUACAGCAGGAGCAUGCCGAGAUGAACGACGGAUUCUGGUCGGCGCCGAUGGGUGGUCCGACGCGCCAGCAAGUCAAGGACCGCUUGGAACGCGCGAGAUCGUUUGAGCUGCGGGCCACCGACGCCCGCCUCGUCGACGAGCCAACGCUCGUUGUCUGUGGCGUAUCGGUCAACGUGCACGUCGCUGCGCAGCUGCUACGAGGUACGCCACGUGUCAGCAUGGUCGUCAAGCAUCUCUUGGCGGUGUAGACUGCAGCGCUGUCGAUGAAGA